Pedinophyceae sp. YPF-701 is the source of this 5298-nucleotide messenger RNA. The record is from the annotation of a GenBank genome assembly. Lineage: Eukaryota; Viridiplantae; Chlorophyta; Pedinophyceae.
AUGCCGAGAACGAAGGCCGCGCCCAAGCGGCGAGGCCAGCGCCCCAGGCAGCCCGAGGCGCCGUCGACCGGCCCUGCAACGGCCACGGACGAGGUAACACUCACGCACGGCAGCACGGGGCCCCCGGGGGCGCACAAGGGGGCCGCGUCCGAGUGCGAGGAGGUCAUCGCGACGCAGCACGUCUCGCGAUGCGCCGACGGGGACGCCGCGACGGACCUCGCCGCGACGCAGGACGCCGCCACCGCGCCUACUGGCCGCAAGCGCAAGGCCGAGCCCUCCCGCCGUGGCGGGCCGUGCGCGGUGCUGCGGACGGCGGGCCGGGUCCUGCAGGGAGUCGCGGCGUCGCGGAAGGGGUCCACGAACCCCACGGCCCUCCAGGCGGCCCUGCAACGGUUCGAGGAGCUGGACGCUGACGCACAGUGCAUCUCCCCGGCACUCCGCGCGAAAGCCCGCAAGGUCGGCAGCGACGGGCGGGCCACGUCCUCUGUAUCUAGGCCCGUCACCGUGGCGCUCGUCCCGCGCAGGCUGGUGGACGAGGGCGGCCCGAGCGCGUGUUUCGCUGCACUGCCACUCCACACGCGAGCGGCGCUGCGGAACGGCGCCGACGCGCCGCUGGACCCGAACGCCGACUUCCGCGAAGUGUCCCUAGCGCGGCGCGCCCCCUCCGACGCCAGCGUCGCCGCGGGCGCGCACCUGGAGCUCGUUGCCGCCGCCGACGACGUCUCGGCAUCCUUCGCGGUGGUGGCCGACGAGGACGUCGCCGCCGCCGUGAUGCACCUCGCGUCCAGCGGGAGCGGGUCGUUCGCUCUCUGUGCGCGCGCGGACGUGGCCGCCCGCGCCCCGCAGUGGGCCCGGCUGCACCUCGGGGCGUCGGAGGGGGACUUUUGCCUCCUGGUCGGACUGAGCGGGCCCGCUGUGGCACAGGCGGCCGCCGUGACGGACCCCGAGCACCGCGGCGUGCGUGCGUGGAACGCCAGCGUGCGGACCGUCGUGGACGCGAGCUGCCCGGACGCAGAAGACCCCCCCCCGCCCGACAGCGACGCGGCCGCGGCGGAGGACGAGAAACUCGACGCAGUCAGCAUCUUCGCGGCCGUGCGCCCCGCGGGCGACGAGGAGGCCCUCCCGGACCACCUCCACCCCGAGUCUCUCAGGCCGACGCUCCGCGGCUACCAGCGGCGCGCCGUCGCGUGGAUGGUGAAACGCGAGCGCGGGAUCGCCUCGCUCGGGGACUUGCCGCGCGACGGGCUGGCUGCGACGCAGCGCGAGGCGUGCGACAUGCUCGGCACGUCCGGCGCGGGGCGGGAGCGCGAGCACCCGCUGUGGCGCCGCGUGGAGUGCAUGCCUGGCGGGCCGCACCCUGCGCUGUGGGUCAACCGCCUGACGGGGCUGGUGGCGCUGACGGAGUUCCGCGCGGACUGGGGCGUGCGCGGGGGUGCGAUCUGCGAGGAGAUGGGUCUCGGGAAGACGGUCGAGGUCCUGGCGUGCAUCCUGGCCCACCGUUUGGUCGAGGGGGGUGUGCCCAAACAACCCAAGGCGGAGGAGGGGGGGAGUCUCGAGGAGAACAGCGACGGGCCGGUGGACUGCGUGUGCGGGGCGACGGACGACGCGAACUACGCCGGGCUGUGGAUUGCAUGCGACAGGUGCUCGCGGUGGAUGCACAGUCCGUGCGUGGACGUGGAGGGCCGUCCGCCGCGCACGUGGCACUGCCCCGUGUGCACCGAGGAACGGGCCGCGGAGUGCGGGAGGCAGCUCGAGGGCGUCUCGCCCGCGACGCUCAUCGUCGUGCCCGCGCCGCUGCUCCCGCAGUGGUGCGAGGAGAUCCAGCGGCACACCCGCGGCGUCCAGGUGCGGGUGUUCGAGGGCCAGGGCGACGACUACUCCACGUCGACCACGCCAGCGGACCUCUCGAGCAGCGACAUCGUGCUCGUCACGUACGAGACCCUCCGCCGCGAGCUGCACCGCAAACCUGACUCCGGUGACGCCGCCGCAGACAGCCGGUCGCGGCGCCGCAGGCAGCGGUACGCGGCGUUCCCGACGCCGCUCACGCGGCUCACGUGGUGGCGCGUGUGCCUCGACGAGGCCCAGGCCGUCGAGAGCACCACCGCGAAGGCCGCGCAGAUGGCGCUACAGAUCCCGGCAGUGCACCGCUGGUGCGUCACCGGCACGCCGAUCAACCGCGGCCUCGAGGAUCUCCAGGGCCUCUUCGCGUUCCUCCGCGUCCAGCCGUACGACACCCCGUUCUGGUGGCGCCGCGCGAUCCAGGACGGCUGCGAGGCCGGGUGUCGGCACGCGCGCGAGAGACUCCUCGCGCUGCUCCGCCCCGCGUCAGGCGGGCUGCUCUGGCGGUCCUCGAAGGCGUCCGUUGCGCACGAGCUCCAGCUGCCCGGCAUGCAGCAGCUCCUCUCCAAGCUCCACCUGUCGGCGGUGGAACGGCACUUUUACAACCAGCAGCACCGCAAGCUGCAGUCGCAGGCGCGCGGGCUGCUGCCGGCGUGGGCUGCGCGCGUGCCGGCGCAGGCGGGCGACGAGGAGGACGUCGUCGUUGUCGACGGGCACGAGGACCGCGCGCUGUCGCACAAGGAGGCGGACAGGCUGCUGCGGCCCCUUUUGUUGCUGCGGCAGGCGUGCUGCCACCCGCAGGUGGGGCAGUCGGGCCUGCGCGCGGCGGGCGGGGCGAACGGCGCGCUGAUGUCGAUGGACGACGUGCUCGCCGCGCUGAUCGUGCGUGCGAAGACGGAAGCCGAGGAGGCGCAGCGGCUGCUGGUGGCGGCGCUGAACGGGCUCGCGGCAGUCGCGCUGCUGGAGGAGAGCAACGCGGGCGCGGUGGAGCUGUACCGGGAGUCCCUGCGGACCAUCGAGCAGAACAAGGCACACGUUCGCACAGACAAGCUGCAGCGGCUGCACACGCUCCACAACCUGCACGAGGUCCUGACGUCAGUUCCUGGGGGUGUUCCGGGGGUCCCCCACACCCUGCGCGACGCGACGCUCGCCGAGGAGGCCCGCGAGCUCCGCCAGGGGUACGUGGCUGCGGCGAUCACGAACAUGCGCGCGGCGGAGGCGCAGUAUCGCGACACGAGCCGCAAGGUCGCCGAGGGCGCAGCGGGCCGCGAGGGGUGGUGGCUGGACGCCGUGGACGUCCUGGCGGCGCGGCUGCCCGACGGCGGGUACGACGCCGCACAGGACAUCCGGACGAAGCUCGGCGAGGCCGAUCAGUACUGGCAGACGGCGAAUUCGGUCAGCAUCGCGUCGCAGAUCACGUCGCUCGCGACGCUGAAGCUGCUGCUCGCGUCCGCGGCGGACGCGCAGUGGGAGGCGCGGUGCAGGGCGCUGCGGGAGCUGGACGGGCUCGGGGAGCUGUGCGGGCGCGACGGCGGCCCUCCGCGCGAGCUGGUGUCCGAGGCGGGGCAGUGCAAGCUGUGUCGGGCGGACCUGGGGGUCGAGGGGGUCAAGUGCCGGCACUGCGGGCUGGACGUGCUCCUGCGGCGGUGGGAGGGGCGGCUUUACACCCUGCAGACCCGCGCGGUUGGCGGCGGCGCCGUCGACAUCGACGCGGCCCUGUCGCACGAGGAGGGCGUGUUCGAGGACCGCAUGGAGCGCGGGGGCAUCCUCGGGACGAACGUGAGGCUCGCGGCGGGGGCCGUCCGGGGCGGCACGACUGCGCGGGACGCAGCGGUCACGCGAUCCAACGUCGUGCGCCACCCGAGCGAGGUUGAGCGCGCGCUGCGGCUGCUUCUGGACCACCUGCGGAAGGCGAUCGGGAAGCACAUGGGGCGCGUCGCGGCGUUCGGGCGCGUGCACGACGUCCAGGGGAUGAUCGACACCGCCCAGGAACACCUCAAGGCGAUGGAGCUGCAACGAACGGAGUUUCUGCGGGCGCGGAGCCUCGCGAAGGCGCAGCGCGAGGCGCUGUACGCGUGCGACGAGGUCGACAUGUGCCUCAUGCGCAUCCACCUGCGCGGACCUCACGAGAUCAUCACGCAGCCCAUCGAGGCGCUGUUCAAGCUGCUGCCGAGCGACGUGCCAGUGCGCAAGCGCGAGCUCGAGAUGGACCGGGCGGCCGCGGAGCACGACCUCGGGGCCUCCUUGUCCACGCUCCGCUACCUCCUGACGCUGCAGCAGGCGAAGAAGCGCCGGGCGCGGCGCGAGGCGGGAGCGGCGGGCGACGCGGCGCCGCGCACCCAGGAGCCCGCGGGCGACAAGGCGCAGGAGGCCGCGGGGGCGGAUGGUGCUGGGCAGGGCGGGGAGGAGGGCGAGGUGUGUCCGAUCUGCCAGGAGGCGCUGCAGUUGGAGCUGGCGGUGAUGCGGUGCGGGCACGUGCUGUGCACGCAGUGCUCGCUGAAGUGGGUGGAGCGCGCGGGGGCCGCGGGGGGCGUCGCGGCGGACCGGCAGAUCAAGUGCCCCGUGUGCCGGAAGAAGACGCGCGCGGGGGACAUCGCGUACAUCGACGAACGCGCCCGCGACGCGCACACCAUCGACGGCGCCGCGGCCGGGCCGUCGGGCGGCACCGCGGACCUCGAGGCGACCAUCGUCGUCGCGGGGAGCUACGGGACCAAACUCGAGGCGGUCGUGCGGCGCAUCCUCGCGCUGACGCGCCGGGACCCCUCGUGCCGCAUCAUUGUCUUCUCCGAGUGGAUGGGCGUCCUCGAGCUCGUGUCGCACGCGCUCACGACCAACCGCGUCCCCCACGCCCUGGCCCGCGGCGGGGGCAAGGGGCUCCAGGACGCACUGCGCGCCCUGCGCGCCACCCCGGAGGACGACGCGGCUCCGGUCGCGCCCGACGAUAGCGCCGCCGCCCCGUCCGUCGCGCAGCUGCACGCGCAGAACGCCGGCGCGACCCCCGCAAGGCCGCGCAAGGCUGCACACAGCACGAGGGCGAGCAAGCGGCGGCGAGGCGGCGCGCUGCCGUGGUCGCGCGGCGGCCGGAAGGGGCUCCGCGGCGCGGGGGGCGCCGCGCAGGUGGCGCUGCUGCCGCUCCGCGUGGGUGCGAACGGGCUCAACAUCACGGAAGCUCAACACGUGGUGUUCGUCGAGCCGUUGCUGGACCCCGCGGUGGAGGCGCAGGCGGUGGGGCGCGUGCAUCGGAUCGGGCAGACGCGCGAGACGCAGGUGCAUCGGUUUGUGGUGGAGGCGACGGUGGAGGAGGGGGUACAUGCGAUGGCGCGGCGGAGGGCGGCGGGGCAGGAUCUGUCGGCGGCGGGGGCGGGGCGGCGCGCGGAGGAGAAGGCGCUGACGGUCGUCGACGUCGCGCGGCUCGUGUUCGGGCACGGGGCGCCCGGCACCGGGAGGCACGCGGAGUAG